UCGACAGAAGAAGACAGAAGCAGAAACAGCACCACUGCGGUUGCAGGAAAUUUCAUUCAUCGAAUUUUUAUUAAUUUGGCACUGGCCGAAGUCUAGUUAUUUCAUUUACUUGCCAGAAUAACCAACUGGUGCCCCAUUUGUUUUUGUUUCGCAUCGUUUCAAAACAAACUCGCGCUCAGUGCUUAAAAUGUGAAAUUUCUGAGUUUUUCUAUCGCAAAUUAUGUGACGCGGCCAUAUUUAAAAAGAAUUUAAUGUUGAAUACAGUGUAAAGACGAAGGGAGGCCACACAAAUUAUAUAAAUACUGUUGGGAGCUAAAUUGCAAUUACAAUAAACUGCGAAGCUCCAGUUAUGAUGGACAGGAAGAAAGUAUUGGAAUUGGAUAAAAUUUGCCGUGUUUGCAUUUCGGAACGCAAGGAAAUGCGUCCCUUAUUUAGUGAGAAGGUCCCAGAAAUGCUCAUGGACUGCACCAGCGUUCGAGUCGAUCCUAUUGAGGGAUGGCCCGAUAAAAUAUGUGUGCAGUGCGUCCAUGCUGUCAGUCGGAAUCAUGCAUUUAAAACGUUGGUAGAGCGAAGCGAUAAGGAGUUGCGGGAAUAUAUUAAGACUUUGACGGUGCGUCUCGUGCUAGACGAGUCGCUGACCCCACAGGAGCGAAAGCAACAGAAGCUGCUCCAGAAGCAGCUGAAGCAGCAGCAAAUGCUCGAGGAACAGCAACAAAAAUUGGAACAACAAAUUCUUCAGCAACAGCAGCAGCUCCAGCAGCAGCAACAACAGCAACAACAUCAACAACAGUCACCUAUAUUCCUGGUCCAGCAACCCCAACAACAACCGCAAAAGCUCCCGCUACAGCCGCAAAAGACCAAAUUAAAGCCACUAAUGCGCAAGGGAUCCCGUCAGACGAAAAAACAAUUAGAGGCGACACAACUGCUACAAGAACCAGCGCCGCCGCCACCGCCUCCUCCGCUGAUUGCCCAGCCACAACAGCAGAUACAACAAAUUCAGUUGCCCACAUUGCAACCUGCUCCCGCACAGCUUCUGCCAACGACGACAGCACAGCAAAUCCUCUUGCCUAAUGGUCAGUUGAUAACGACGCAAAUUGUAGCGCCGCAGCUAGCGCAAAUUAUAAGCCCGCAAACCACGACGACAAAUGCUGCCGCAUCAGUAUCAGCUCAGGCGCAAUUUCUUCCACAACUAUUGCAGGCGCCCAAUGGACAGACGUUACAGAUUGUGCAGCAGCCAAACGGCACACAGACGCUACAGCUGGUGCAGUUGGUGCCACAGCGCACCAUGGCGCCGGUUAAUACAACAAAUAGUGGGACGGAGUUAUGUACGACAAGUAGUGGUGCAUCAUUAGCGGAUGCGGAUGUCCAGUUACUGGAAGACGGCGAAAUGGAUGAUGAGGAGCUGGAUGAGGUGUACGAACAGCUGGACAGUAAGGGUCAUACAUUUGAGACGAUUGUGCUGGAGGAUGAUCAGCAGGAAUUUAUUAAGGAACAUCCGCAGCAUCAUCAGGUGUUAAUAGACGAGGAUCUCACCCAAAGCGAAACACAGGAGCAGGAACAUGAAGAGUUUUUUGACGAGCAGUUACUGCAACAUGAUGAGGGCAUUAAACACGAGGAUGACGAUGAUGACAAUUUCAUUAUUGAAGAAAUACAAUUAGAUGAAGAGGAUAUGCUCGACGAUGGCGAUGGUGAAGUAGAUGGCGACGAUAUGACGCCUGUUGAUGAGUGCGAAUACCUGACCGAUGAACAGGAUCAUACUGUGCUCGGUGGAGAUGUGGAUGAUGAGCUGCACUACGCGAUAAUGGAGCCACACGAUGCCGAUGUUAGCGCCAGCGACAUUGAGCAGGCCUUCAUCGACGUCGAUGCUCAGCAACAGCAAUUGCAGGAACAACAACAGCAACAGGCUGUAGAGCUGCAUAGCAUAUCGCUGGAGAACGCUGUGGUAGAGUUCAGUCAGGACACACUUGUGGAGCCCACAUUGCAUGUGGGCAGCACGCCCAGUCCGACGCCUAGCGCGGCAAAGCGUGCCCGCCGUGGCAACCAGCAACAGGCACAAGCUCAAGCGAAUAUGGUCGAGCAACCUUGUAAUCAUCAGCAUAGUCCGCCCACCAUAAGCAGUAAGCUGGCAGCUGCCAACUCGCGCCAAUUGGUGCAGACAGCAUCUGUGAUUGCAGCAGCAGGCGCUGAUGAUAACUAUGAGAUUGAUGCGAAUCUCGUUACUGAAUUCAUCAGACAACACACCUCGCCGCUGGGCUCGGGACGUUACAUUUGUCACUUGUGCAGCACCGAGUUUCGUCAGUUUAAGGGCCUGCAAAACCACAUGCAUUCGCACACCAACUGGAUACGUGCGAAUUGUAAGAAGCAGCCGCAGUGCGAGAUCUGCCUUAAGAGCUUCAAGGGACCAGGCAUGCUGCGCAUGCACAUGAAGACGCACGAUGCCGAAACAAAUACACCGCAGUGCAAUAUAUGCGAUCGCACGUUCAAGUCCAAAGCAAUCCUGUAUAGGCAUCGACAAACGCAUCAACAACGCGCUUAUUGCUGUGGCGUUGCCAAUUGCCGUAAGAACUUUUCGAAUGCAGCCAAUCUGCGCUGGCACGUGGAGCGAAAGCAUCCGGAAUGCGUUGAACCGUUAUACAAAUGCGGUGAAUGCUCCACGCUCUACGACAACAUUGAUACGCUGCAACAGCAUGUGGAGACAACCGAUCAUGGCAGCCAAAGCAGUGAUCAAAUAAUCGCCACCAGCUCAAGCGGCGCCUUCAGCGGAGCCGUUAGCAUUGUCAGCAAUGGCACUGACAUGUCAAACAUUAUUGCCGCUGCACCAAAUGCUCUUGGCAAUGCUGCUGCCUCUGGUGACACGCAUGCCGUUGUCGUCGGCUCAUCGGGAGAAAUGUAUUUUGUGACGCAGGCGUAGCCAACGCCAACGUUUGCCACGCUUGGCAAUACCGAAUGCCUGCUCGGCAUGUAGAUUCUGAUCCUCGCCAGGCUCGCAACACCUGCAAACAGAUAUAUAUGUAUAUAUUUUUGUACUAGCCUUUAAACAUAGAAGUAGUUUAUUUUUAAUAGUA
This is a messenger RNA of Drosophila sulfurigaster albostrigata, 3065 nucleotides long. Its product is annotated as putative mediator of RNA polymerase II transcription subunit 26. Gene Ontology annotation, molecular function: zinc ion binding. The record is from RefSeq and is a predicted model, not a curated record. NCBI's taxonomy places the organism in Eukaryota, Metazoa, Arthropoda, Insecta, Diptera, Drosophilidae. The coding region runs from base 350 to 2911 and encodes 853 amino acids. Gene Ontology annotation, cellular component: nucleus. The transcript has 3 exons.